This is a messenger RNA of Aureobasidium pullulans EXF-150, 2866 nucleotides long. RefSeq lists its product as uncharacterized. Gene Ontology annotation, cellular component: fungal-type vacuole membrane; vacuolar transporter chaperone complex. Lineage: Eukaryota; Fungi; Ascomycota; Dothideomycetes; Dothideales; Saccotheciaceae. The record is from RefSeq and is a predicted model, not a curated record. Gene Ontology annotation, biological process: vacuolar transport; microautophagy; vacuole fusion, non-autophagic. The transcript has 3 exons. Bases 117 to 2624 code for a protein of 835 amino acids.
CUUUCCACCGUGAUAGACAAAGUUGCUUUGUUCCGCCCUUGUCGCUGCUUGUUUACUCCGCAGUCUAUCGUCAAUCUCAGCCAUUCUCACCCCGCCGCUUUGGUUCGGUCGUCAUCAUGAAGUAUGGCGCGACUCUUCGCCAGCAUUCAAUCCCUGCAUGGGCGCAUCACAACAUUGACUACGACGACGUGAAGCACUACAUCAAGGAGAACACAACCGCAGGAAACGGCAACAGCAUCUCUAUACCAGGAGCCGUCGAUGUGCGGGGGAAAGAACUCGAGGACAAUCUCUAUGGCAUCUUGCAACAACAGCAUCAGAGAAUUAGCCUGUUCAUAAGAAGCAAGACGGGUGAAAUUGAGAGACGGCUGGGUGAGUCCUUAUCUAUGCGAUCAACCACAUCACGGCAGCAUCAAUUGACUGUCGCAGACCAUCUCCGCAAGCAAACCACCUCUCUCACAUCAAAGCCUUCCGUCAAUGGCCGCAUACCUGCUAAGCGCCUCGAACGAUAUGGUCGACUCGAGGCUGAUAUCCUCAAGGCUGGUGACGAGUUGCAAUGCCUCUCCCGGUUUUCCAAGGCCCAACAGACUGCUUUCCGCAAACUGUUGAAGAAACACAAGAAGUGGACUGGAUCUACAGAACUCGAGACUGAAUUCAACAGACACGUCCUCGGCGACCCUUCAAGUUUCACCAAUAUCGACAUGGAACCGCUUUACUCGGAAUAUGAGGAGACACUCUCGGUGCUCAGGACUCUAUAUCAUGAGCGUAUCAGUGGAACGCCCCAGAAAAUCCCAGAGAACACUGCUUCCCAAACCGGACUGGCACACCUUGAAUCCAUCAUUAGCUCCAAGUCACCUGUCGAGUUCGACUCCUACAUGUCAACAUUACCCCUGGGUCGUGAUGGUAAGAAUGUAGUCUACUGGGUGCAUCCUGACAACAUCGUCGAACUACAAAUCCUGCUUCUUCAACACGCUCGCUCCUUCGCGACUGGACGAACUUCGGCUUCGGCUAUGGCUUCUCCGACCAUCUCUCGUCAAAACAGUAUCACAUCCUCAUUGGCCAGAAAGAAUAGCAUUGUUGCCGAGGCCGACACAACUUUGGUCGUUGCUGAUGAUCUUGAGAGUUUUGUGGCGCAUCAAAGCUCGUCAACUUUUGAAGAGCGUGAGGACAAAGUGGGCAGUCUUCUUCAGGAAGCUGCUGUUCAUGCAAGAUGGGCCAAAGGUGAUGAUGCAAUUGUCAUCGCUCGUUCUAAUGAUAGUGACAUUCAAAAGGCUUCGAUCAAGAGCAAGCAUGUCUCUGCCAUUCUCGAGCCUUCGUCCACAAUGUCGCUGCACAAAUCUUUCUCCUCGAACGACAAGAACAAUGAGUCCGCCGAGAAGAUGCGUGCCUGGAUUGCUCGACAGGAAACAAUCGAGCCUUUGACCACCAUCGUAUCGAACAGAGCUCGCUUCGCUGAAAUUGCCUCUGACUCUAGCGGGUUCAUUCUUGCCACUCUGGAUAAGAACAUUCGUAUGACCAAAGCCGGGUCUUUGACGAACUCGUUGGAAGAUACGUUCACACAGUCUCUGAGUGCAGAAUUUCCCUUUGCAGUCCUUCGCGUACGACAAGAAGGUUUCAGGAACAGCACACUUCUCAAAGUCCUGGAUCAGAAUCAUCUUGUCGAGCGUGUUCGUGGCUUCUCGCUGGAGUAUCACUCAGUUUGGUAUUGCUGUCAACCUGAGAAUGUCGUUCCCCCUUUCUGGAUGCCUCUGAUGAAGAAGGACAUCCGCAAGGUACCUACAGCGGCAAGUAGACGUAGAGCGUACAACAACGACUCUAGUUACGGCUCUCAAUCAACUACGCCUCAAAUGUCGACUUCGACUGGAUCUGUCGGCGAUCACACUGGCGAAUUGACUGCUGUAGAAGAGCAGUCGCCGCCCAGAGUGAAGAUUCCUGAUCAGUUGGAGACCCCUCCGCUCAGCGCUUUCCGCAAGAAGAGAAAGUCGGCUUACGAAAGGGCUGGUGGUGCUUUGCCAAAGCAGAAAUACUGGAACGAGUUCGACAACCCAUCUGAUUCGGAAGAUGAGGGUGCUUAUGUAUUGUACAUUGACCCGAACGAAGUGUCGACUGCUACUAAGACGUGGCGUCGCAUUCGUGGCUUCUGGACUUCGAAGAAGGUAUCUGAUCAGGAGUCCCUCUUGGGUCACGAUGGCACUGGCGAACACGGAAUGACCGAGGAAACACUUACCUCUUCUGAUGAGGAAACGGCGACUCCUAGACGCUCUCAGCGUCGUUCUUACGGAACAUUGGGCGGCCCUGCUGGACGUGUGGCUUCAUACAAUGCUCAGGUACAGGUACAGCAACAACCUGACUGGGUCCCACAGCUUGCAGCCACAUGUCUUGUCGCAUCUGUUCUACUUCUCUGUAUCGGCUACAUACUAGUGGCCACAGGCAAGAGAAAAUUGGCAUCCGAGGUUGAUGCUGGUGUUGUGUUGGCGGUGGCCUCAAGUCUGGCCUUCGCCGUAUCGGGCGUCGGUGCUGUGUUUGGCAGAGGAACACCGCGAUGGCCGAUCGCUACCUUGGUUAUUGGUAUCCUCGUCGUAGAUGUCGCAGCGGCAAGCACGCUGCUGGCUUGGGCUUUUGGUUAAGUUGACACCCUACCCUUUCCUGUUCUCCGCCUCCCCGUCUCUCACCAUGUUUUCAUUUUUUUUCUUAUUGUUCUCUUCGUUGUCUAUAAUGCUUCUACUCCUUUCCUUUCUAUUACUGUUUCAAGCGGGCGGAUUUGCUUUCUUUGCUCUGAUGUUUAGGAUACCACUACGUUAUUGGAAGUUUUUGGCAUGAGGGAUAUUUUCAUGGGAUCAAAUCGGUUGGACGAGAGUUGAAGGAUAAC